Rhopilema esculentum is the source of this 2278-nucleotide messenger RNA. RefSeq names its product extracellular signal-regulated kinase 2. The record is from RefSeq and is a predicted model, not a curated record. Gene Ontology annotation, biological process: protein phosphorylation. NCBI's taxonomy places the organism in Eukaryota, Metazoa, Cnidaria, Scyphozoa, Rhizostomeae, Rhizostomatidae. Gene Ontology annotation, molecular function: MAP kinase activity; ATP binding.
AAAGGGAAAGUUGUUAACGGGCCUAGGCGGCAAACUUGAUUUGGAUCUUGACCAUAACAUACGUUGAUAGGAAGUUUUGUUACUGACAUCAAUAAUGUCUACAGAUAUCGAAGGACAUAUAUUAAAGAAAUACGAAAUAAAGAAGCGGCUUGGAAAAGGGGCAUAUGGUAUUGUUUGGAAAGCAAUAGAUAGAAGAACUGGGGAGAUUGUUGCUUUAAAGAAGAUAUUUGAUGCUUUUCGGAACCAAACUGAUGCUCAGAGGACAUUCAGAGAAAUUUGCUUUCUACAGGAAUUUGGUAAUCAUGACAAUGUCAUUAAGUUACUCAAUGUCAUAAAGGCUGAAAAUGACAAAGAUAUCUACCUUGUUUUUGAUUUUAUGGAUACUGAUUUACACAAUGUAAUAAAGAAAGGAAAUAUUCUAAAGGAUGUACAUAAAAGAUACAUUAUGUAUCAGCUUCUAAAAGCCAUGAAGUAUAUACAUUCUGGAAAUGUAAUUCACAGAGACAUUAAGCCAAGCAAUGUUCUCCUUGAUGCUGAUUGUUUUAUCAAGAUUUGUGACUUUGGUCUAGCUCGCUCUAUUUCAAGUUUGAAAUUUGAACCUGGAGAUCCUAGCCUGACUGACUAUGUAGCAACUAGAUGGUAUAGGGCACCCGAAAUCCUUCUGGCAUCACCUGUGUAUACCAAGGGAGUGGAUAUGUGGUCAGUUGGCUGUAUUUUGGGAGAAUUAUUAUUAGGUAAACCACUUUUUCCUGGAUCAUCAACAUUGAAUCAAAUUGAGAGAAUUAUGUCAGCCAUUCCAACACCUUCUAAAUAUGAUCUAGAUAGCAUAAAAUCAGCAUAUAGUAGCUCAUUAUUUGACAAGUCAUUACACAGCAGAAGCAGACGGUCUUUAGAAGAAAUGCUCCCAACUGCCUCAGGAGAUGGUUUGGAUUUACUGAAAGCACUGCUUCAUUUUAACCCUGCAAAAAGACCAACUGCUGAAGAGGCAUUGAACCAUCCUUUUGUGGCUAAAUUCCGAAAACCAGCAGAAGAAGUUUCACUAACAUAUGACAUAGUACCUCCAGUUGAUGAUGAUGUGCAACUUUCUGUAAACGAAUAUAGGGACAAGCUGUAUGAGAGCAUUAUAAAGAGAAAAGCAGAAGUACGUAGACAAAGGAGAGAAAUGACUGCCCAAAGAGAACAAAGACCAGCUGCCGAACAAAGUUCACGUCCACAAGCAGUUGCUGCAGCUAGAACAGAUGCAAAAAAGUCAUCACUCUCUAGCCGGCCAGUAAAGACAGAAGCUGUAUCCACUGCAGCUGCAAUGACUGCUGGACAGUCAGCUGUGGCUAAUGAGGCUGCUGCUCCAACUACAACUGCUGCUGGAGCAGCAGAGUCACCUUCAGGUGCUAAUAAAGCCACAGUAGCGUUUGGGCGCACAACAAAGCUGCCACCAUCCCAACCUCAAAGACAAGCAAAGUCAGCACCGCUACACAGAGUACGAGCAGGCAGUGCUGAAAAUCUCAAUACAAAAACAAGUCCAGUAAUUGGUAGGUCUCGUCCAAUUUCAAACAUUGCCAACCAGAACAAGAAUAACAACAUUCUGAUGCGAUCAUCAUCUCUCGACAAGUUAUCAUCACUAUCAGUUACAAGUGCCAGGAUGAUACCCCAGCAACGUCAACAAACAGCCCAAGAAAGAAGUCCUGGGUUUCGCCCAGGCAGAAAGCCAAGACCAAGCAGUGGAAAUGGUGGACUGGCUGCUAGUAGCUAUACACAGACUCAUGCAACAAUUAGUAAAAGUUUGUUGUCAUCACUGCAGACGAAACAAAGUCGAUAGUUUUUAAAUAUUAGGUUUUGUCAUUGAAACAAAUUUCAUAUCCUCUUUACCAAAAUGAGGUAUACAAAUGCAGCAGAAAUUCUAUAAAAUAGAGGUUUUUUGUUAAGUUUAAGUUAACUAGGAUUUUAUUAUUUACUAACUUUUUCACAAUGCUGAUCUGUUGGGUAUUACAAUUUUCUAAGGUGAGGAAAAAUUUCAUUCAAAUCAAAACAUUGUGUGACAGGCUUGCAUUUUUACCUUAGAAAAAUAGAGCAUAAUUCCAGGUGAUUUGCCCUUUUUUAAUAAUUGAAAGAAGUUUUAUUUUAGAACUUAAUAAAAUUUUAAGUACUGUAAUUAUGAGACAUAGUGAAAAUCGUUGUCUACUUAAAAUAUUUCAAGUUAAUAAAGUUCAGAUGUUAAAAAUAUAAACACCUUCUAAGUUGCUUGUAAGUUUGUGUUUGUUUUAUGGAAGACGUGUUGAUA